Messenger RNA from Nerophis lumbriciformis (worm pipefish), 2447 nucleotides. RefSeq names its product coagulation factor C homolog, cochlin (Limulus polyphemus) (gene coch). The record is from RefSeq and is a predicted model, not a curated record. Lineage: Eukaryota; Metazoa; Chordata; Actinopteri; Syngnathiformes; Syngnathidae.
CGGUGUCCCCGCUGUAAUUGUGACCCGGUCACCCCGCCGCUGAAAUAACGAGGCAGGUCACAUGACCCCGCCGCGCCACGCUGCCAAAAAAGCCCACGUAAAGCAGACGCUGGUCAGGUGACUAGGAGGUGUGAGGUGUUUGAUGCCCCGCCCACUUCUUGUUCUUUCAGUCCCAGAUGAAGAUGGGGAAUAAUGUGGGCGGGGCCUGGUGUAGAUUUUUGCUCAGUUUAGUCGUUUUAGUGGCCAAAAAAUUAGGGACGGGCCCCCCCGGCGCCGGGUGGGCGUGGCCUGGUGCCCGUCCUCGUCACAGUCUCCGGUCACCGGGCUGAAUUCCUGCGCGUCCACCUGCUGCUGCUGCCAGGUCACGUGACACGGCCAAGCUCCGCCCACGGCGUGUCCUCAAAAAGCAGGUCAAGAGCGGAAAGAGGAAGAAUUCUGGAAGCGGCAUGCAAAUGAGGUCAGUGGGCGGGGUCACAAGUGUCCAAUGAUGUGGUGUUCCUCCGUCAAGCUCCGCCCACAGUGUGUGUGUGCGCGCGCUUACUUAAAGGCUGCAGUCGGCCGCUCUUCAUCCUCACCUUCUUCAUCCUCAGGUGUGUUGGUCCACUUCUGUUGUUGUCAAAGGUGAGUUGGACGUGACUUCCUGCGUGCUGAUUGGCUGCUUGAUUAACACAGCACAUUAGCAUAGUAGGCUCCGCCCACUCUGAUCAUUUCUUUACUUUCAGGUGCAGAAAUGUGUCUGCUUCUUCUCACGGGAGUGUACCUGCUGGUGUGGUCAUGUUGCUCAGCAACACAACCACUGAGGUGUGAGAGCAGAGGGGCGGACCUGGCCCAGGACGCCACACUCGUCCACUGUCCGUCACACUGUGGCCAGCGCAGGCUGUCCGUCUUUGGAACGCACGUCUACGCCGCCAUCUCAUCCCUCUGUGGCGCCGCGCUGCACAGCGGCGCCGUGGGCGUGUCGGGGGGCGUGGUCAAGGUGGAGAGGUUGCCUGGGCAACAGCCCUACGCCGCCUCCUACGCCAACGGCAUCCAAUCACAGGCCUUGUCCCGGUGGAGCUCCUCCUUCACGGUCAGCGCAGCCAAGAAGGCGUUGAAGAAGUUGUCCGUAAAGAAAGUUUUUCGAGGAGGAAAUAAAGACUGUCAAAUGGACAUCGCCAUGGUGAUAGACAGCAGCAGCAACAUUGGUCAGAGACGUUUCAACCUCCAGAAAAAGUUUGUCAGCAAACUUGCAGUCAUGUUGAAAGUUGGACCAUCUGGACCACAUGUUGGCCUCGUGCAGACCAGUGAUGUUCCAAGAACCGAAUUCCUGCUGACUAACUUCACAAACAGCAAAGAUCUUCAGUUUGCCAUCAAAGAGCUGACUCACCUGGGAGGACAUACCAACACAGGUAAGGCCAUCAUGCACGCGACUCAGACGUUGUACGCGCAGGAGAGUGGCGGGAGGCGGGGCCACCCUCGUGUGAUGCUGGUGUUGAUUGACGGCUGGCCCUCUGACGACCUGGAGCGGGCGGCCGUGUUGGCCCGAGAGUCGGGAAUCAACGUCUUCCUGCUGUCCGUCGCCAAGCCCGCCCCCGACGAGGUGGCCAUGGUGCCCGACUACGACUUCACUAAGAAGGCGGUGUGCAAAGACAACGGCUUCUUCAACUACCACAUGACCAGCUGGUUCAGCACCACCAAACACGUCAAACCUCUCACGCAGAGACUCUGCUCGCUGGACGGCCUCCUCUGCAGUCGGACGUGUUUUAAUUCAGUCAACAUCGGCUUCCUGAUUGACGGCUCGUCCAGCGUUGGAGACCCGAACUUCCGUCUGGUCUUGGACUUCUUGGGGGCCGUCGCUGCCAAGUUUGACGUCUCAGACGUUGGCGCUCACGUUGGCGCGGUGCAGUUCACGUACGACCAGCGUCUGGAGUUCGGCAUGUGGGAGCACGCCAGCAAAGACGGUGUCCUGGGUGCCUUGAGGAGGAUCCCCUACAUGAGCGGCGGCACGGCCACAGGAAGCGCCAUCACCUACGCCGCCCAGAACUUGUUCAGGCCCACCGGAAGAGGACGCAACUUCCUCAUUGUGGUGACCGACGGCCAAUCGUACGACAACGUGGGCGGGCCGGCUCUCGCCGCCCAGAAUCAAGGCAUCACCAUGUACUCGGUGGGCGUGGCCUGGGCGCCACUGGAUGACCUGAAGUCGAUGGCGUCGGAGCCCAAAGAAAGCCACACCUUCUUCACCAGAGAUUUCACCGGGUUGGCCGAGUUGGUGGAUCCUGUGGUCCGAGGGAUCUGUCAGGACUUCAGCGUGAAAAACUGAAACACACACACACACACACACACACACACACACACACACACACACACACACAUGUAUCUAUGUAGCCCGUGUACAAACAGACAUACAACCAUCCAUGUCUCUCUUCAUAUUUAUUUCUUUGUAUCCAAUAAACUUUUUUUACAACCUG